UUGUAGCCUCGUCGGUGCGGAGCCACCUGUGAGUAAUUAGCCGGUGUCGGUUCUCGGCGCGCCGUGACCCGGGGGCUGCCAGGUUGCUGUGUACCUGGCAAAUGUUCCCAGACUGAGAAUGGCAUGAUGUGGAGGGCACUGCAGUGAAAGUGUUAAAUGCCCCUUUCUUUGGAGACCUGCAAACGAAAAAGAAAUAGAAGCCAUUAACCUACCUUGUUCAGAGAGAACAUUAACUCAGCACAACAUGGCCCAGCAUAGUGUUGUCCUUGGAUUAUUCAUGAUGACUGUUUUAUCACUGUUGGAUGGAAGUUCAGCUUUCCUGUUAAAUCAGCGUCUGAAGGGAAGAUUUCAAAGAGACCGUAGAAACAUCCGCCCAAACAUCAUCCUUGUUCUUACUGAUGAUCAGGAUGUAGAACUUGGUUCUAUGCAGGUGAUGAAUAAAACCAGACGGAUCAUGGAGCAGGGGGGUGCUCAUUUCAUCAACGCCUUCGUGACGACGCCCAUGUGCUGCCCGUCGCGCUCCUCCGUCCUGACGGGCAAGUACGUCCACAACCACAACACCUACACCAACAACGAGAACUGCUCCUCUCCCUCCUGGCAGGCUCAGCAUGAAAUAAGGACCUUUGCAGUGUACCUCAACAACACGGGCUACAGGACAGCUUUCUUUGGAAAGUACCUAAAUGAAUACAAUGGCUCCUAUGUGCCUCCUGGUUGGAAAGAAUGGGUUGGAUUACUUAAAAACUCUCGAUUUUACAACUACACACUCUGUAGAAAUGGAGUGAAGGAGAAGCAUGGAUAUGACUACUCCAGGGAUUAUCUAACUGAUCUGAUUACCAAUGACAGUAUUACCUUCUUCAGACUCUCCAAGAGGAUGUACCCUCACAGGCCCGUGCUGAUGGUUAUAAGCCACGCUGCUCCUCACGGCCCUGAAGAUUCAGCCCCUCAGUACUCACAUCUCUUUCCUAAUGCCUCACAACACAUCACUCCCAGUUAUAACUAUGCUCCAAACCCAGACAAGCAUUGGAUCAUGAGGUACACUGGCCCCAUGAAGCCCAUACACAUGGAGUUCACUAACAUGCUGCAGAGAAAGCGCCUCCAAACACUCAUGUCUGUGGAUGACUCGAUGGAGAUGAUUUACAACACGUUGGUUGAAACAGGAGAACUGGACAACACAUAUAUGAUAUAUACGGCAGACCAUGGUUAUCAUAUUGGGCAGUUUGGGUUGGUGAAAGGGAAGUCCAUGCCCUAUGAGUUUGACAUCAGAGUUCCUUUCUACGUCCGAGGUCCAAAUGUCGAGGCUGGGUCCUUGAAUCCUCACAUUGUGUUGAAUAUUGAUCUCGCACCUACAAUUCUGGAUAUUGCUGGGUUGGAUAUUCCCUCUGACAUGGAUGGUAAAUCCAUUCUAAAGCUGCUGGAUUCGGAGAGACCAGUAAAUAGGUUCCACUUAAAGAAAAAGAUGAAGGUGUGGAGAGACUCGUUCCUUGUGGAAAGAGGUAAACUGCUGCAUAAGAGGGAGAAUGAGAAGGUAGAUGCCCAAGAAGAAAACUUUCUACCCAAAUACCAGCGUGUGAAAGACCUCUGUCAGCGAGCUGAGUAUCAAACAGCUUGUGAACAGCUUGGCCAGAAAUGGCAGUGUGUGGAAGAUGCCAGUGGAAAGCUCAAGCUGCACAAGUGCAAGGGAAUGGCCAACUUGGCAGCUGCAGGCAACCGCAAAGGCACCUCCAAUCUUCUGCCCAAGUAUUACAGCAGGAACAGGGAGGGCUGCAACUGUGAGGAGAAUGAAUACAAGCUGAGCCACGUUGGACAAAGAAAGAAACUCUUCUCCAAGAAAAAAUUUAAACCAAGCUACGUCCGGAAUCGCUCUGUCCGUUCCGUGUCUGUGGAGCUGGAUGGAGCCGUUUAUAACCUGGGAUUAGAGGAUGCAUACCAGCCCAUCUUGCCAAGGAACAUCUCCAAGCGUCACAAGGAGCAGAGGGCUGUUCUCCGUGAGGAGGAGGACAGAGACAUGGGGGAAUACAGUGGCACUGGUGGCAUUGCAGAGUACACAGCCCCUAACCUGAUCAAAGUGACCCACAGGUGUUACAUCCUGGAGAAUGACACUGUUCAGUGUGACACAGAUCUGUACAGGUCACUGCAAGCUUGGAAGGACCAUAAACUUCAUAUUGACCAUGAGAUUGAAACCUUGCAAAAUAAAAUAAAAAACCUGAGGGAGGUGAGAGGUCAUCUAAAGAAGAAACGACCCGAGGAGUGUGAUUGUAACAAGAUAAGUUAUCAUUCAAAACACAAAACCAAGCUGAGGCACAAGGGAUCCAGUCUUCAUCCUUUCAAGAAGGCCCUCCAGGAGAAGGACAGGCUGUGGCUGCUGCGGGAGCAGAGGAGGAAGAAGAAGCUGCGCAAACUGCUGAAGAGAAUCAAAAACAACGACACGUGCAGCAUGCCUGGGCUCACCUGCUUCACCCACGACAACCAGCACUGGCAAACUGCUCCCCUCUGGACAUUGGGCCCUUUCUGUGCCUGUACCAGUGCCAACAACAACACGUACUGGUGUUUGAGGACAAUCAACGAGACCCACAACUUCCUGUUCUGUGAAUUUGCUACUGGAUUUCUGGAGUAUUUUGAUCUCAAUACUGAUCCAUAUCAGCUAAUUAACGCAGUGAAUACGCUCGACAGAGAUGUUCUCAAUCAGCUGCACGUCCAGCUCAUGGAACUCAGGAGCUGCAAAGGGUAUAAGCAAUGCAAUCCAAGAACUAGGAACAUGGAUCUAGGACUUAAAGAUGGAAGCUACGAGCAGUACAGAGGACAACUGUGGGAAGGCUGGGAGGGCUAAUCUCCCCAACUGCUGCACCUCCAUGAGGAUACAAACUGGCCAGAACUUGAAUCCAUGUACAGACUAAAUGAAUUGUAACAUUAGCCUGAAGGACUGGAUAAACUUUGAGGCUGAAAUAGGUAGAACGUUUGCACUGGUGAGUGAGUUAAAUAGAUGCAGUGAAACUAUGGGAAAUGCUGUCAGAAAUACAGGUCUCUGAACUCCACUAUCGUACCUGCUUUUUGCUUUGGAUUAUACCUCACCUGCUUCACAAGGCAUUUUGCUUCCAGAAGACACAAGUAACGCUGAGCCAGGAAUUGAGAGAAGAGGAAGCACAGCCCCAUCCCAAAGAGAGCCAUUCCAGCGGCAGCGUUUCCACAGACAGCUGAGGGAAACUCAAAACAAUUUGCAGUUCAACUUUCUCUUCAGUUGUCAUGAAAAACACUUCAAAGCCAAGCAUAACUCUAAAGCAAGAUCUAGAAACCAUGGAUGCUUUUGCCUCUCACUGGGGUAAAGGCAGUGGUUGAACAGAAUUUGAGCAGCACUGAGUGUUCUCAACACCACGACAUCUCUCCAGUCUCCUCUGAGGAUACCUUUUAGUUCCAUGUCUGUUUGUCCAUCCUACUGCCACCUCUAUGAAGAUGAGAGAAAAUCUUCACUAACAGAUUUUUGGAGGGGUUGUGUAAAAUAUUGCUCAAUAUACUGUUUGCAAAGCAAUUCCUUCAGGUUGUAAAGAAUUUUGUUAAUAAAAAGAGUGUAAUGCCCAUGCCCCGUUUCUCAAAAUGUUACUUACUUUUGCUUAGGACGUGUCAGAAUUCAUCCAUUUUUAGAAGUACUGAAGAAUUUCAGUAAAUGUACAUCUCAAAUUUUAACAAAAUCAGAUAUGUAUGAAGUUUUUUUUUUGUGGUAAUAACCUAUUGUAUGUUCAAAACCAAAACAACUCCUUUGAGAAAGCAGUGUUUGCUCAGCAAUGUAACUUUUACAUUUAUUUUUUAAAAAAGGCAGCUCUGAGAAGUUCAAUACUUGUAGUCAAUAAAGAAUAAUCUAGUUAAUAGUUUAGUCUACAAAAAAAGUUGAAGUUCUGAAUGACAGUUACUGUUUAAAGGCUUUUAAAGGGAAAAAAAACCCCUAUCAUUUUACUUAAGAAGCACAGUGUACAGUUAUUUGAGUAUUUUCAUAAGGACGUUAUUAAAUACAUUGUAGUACAGGCCAUUGUAGCACAGGCACUAGUGGUGAGAUUUGUAUUUAUAAUUCAUGGUACUCUGGUACCUAUUUUAAAGGCACGUGCCCGAGGGUGCUCAUGGGGCAGGACUUGACCAACUGUGGCCUUCACUCCUAACAGCGGUACUUUUUCUUUUAAAACAGAAACUUAACUUGCUCUUUUAGAAAUGCAGUGUAAAAAAAAAAUUACAGCAUGGAAAUUAUUUUGGAACUCUUCCUGGUUU
This is a messenger RNA of Neopelma chrysocephalum (saffron-crested tyrant-manakin), 4251 nucleotides long. RefSeq names its product sulfatase 2 (gene SULF2). Gene Ontology annotation, molecular function: calcium ion binding; N-acetylglucosamine-6-sulfatase activity; glycosaminoglycan binding. The transcript has 21 exons. NCBI's taxonomy places the organism in Eukaryota, Metazoa, Chordata, Aves, Passeriformes, Pipridae. The record is from RefSeq and is a predicted model, not a curated record. Gene Ontology annotation, cellular component: Golgi apparatus; plasma membrane; cell surface. The coding region runs from base 245 to 2827 and encodes 860 amino acids.